AUCGGUCUGCCGACUACAGUCAACAUGUCCACCAAUCAGAAGACAUCAGCAGGGCACGAUGCGAAGAGGCGCAAGUUUACACCUAGACCAGCUAGAUCAGCGGAAGAGAGACUACCGACAUUGUAUCGCGGAUUGACGGAUCAGGUCAAUGAUGGGCAUUUCCAAAACGCCAUCAAGACGUGUCGAAAGAUUCUCAGUCUUGAUCCGAAAUCUCAGGCUGCAUUUCAGACACUGUUAUUCUUGCACCUCCAGACGGACGACUAUACCUCUGCAUUGGACCUCGUCAAUGCCACUUCGAAGGCUCAAGAUGAAUCAACUCUACAGUUUGAGAGGGCCUAUUGCCUAUACCGACUUCACAGGGAGAAAGAGGCCCUAAGUAUGCUGGAGAAGGGGUCUAAGGGGAGGAAAGAGCUGCAUCUCGAGGCGCAAAUUAGGUACCGACUCGGGGAAUACGACCAAGCUCAACAUGUCUAUGACGAUUUGCUAGCGGGAUGUGACUCGUCCUCUCCAGAGCACGAUGAUAUCAUGACGAAUAUCUCCGCCACAGCGGCUCACCGAGACUUUCACGAUCACGCUUAUCACUCUCAACUAUCGGCGCCGCGUCCAGCUCAUACUGCGGACAGCACGCUCCCAACUCAUGUCCCUGCAGAAGGCGAGCUCGAGAGCUACGUUCCAAGUCUUCCGGCAGGCUGGGCAAAAGGAGGCUCUCAACCUUCGAAAGGCACGACAAGCACGUCUGUGCCAAAGAAGCAAGAUGCGAAGAAGGAGCCAACGAAAAAGAGGACACACCGGUUACCCCAGGGGGCAGUGGAGGGCAAGCCAUUCACCGAGGAUCCUGACCGAUGGCUACCUAUGCGCCAACGAGCUACAUUCCUCGCGGCUCAGAGCAAGAAGAAGGGCAAUAUGACGAGUAUGGGAACAGGUAUAACCCAAGGGAGUAGUGCAUCUGCAGGUGGCGGGGGUAGUGGUGGUGGUGGAGGUGGAAAGAAGAAGAAGGGGAAGAAAUAAGGGCAAGGCAUGCUUCUGUAUCCUGGAUCUGAUCGAGAGUGAGGGAGGAUUGUGCAUCCCACAUGCCGUACUGGCUAGCAUGUUAUAGGUCGGGCAGGACACCAGUCCGGCGUGACAUGUAAUGAAUCCCCCGAUUUUUCCCAUUUUUGAUCCCGGUGUCCUGUUGGAAUCCUGGAAAUUUUCUCGGAAAUCCUCCAAGCGCGACUGAUUUUUUGAGGGUUCAGAGUGGACUCGCCGAAAAUUUUUGGGUCAAUGGGCAAUCCUGAAUCUUGCUGCGAUGUGUG
Molecule: messenger RNA, 1292 nt
Organism: Kockovaella imperatae
Lineage: Eukaryota; Fungi; Basidiomycota; Tremellomycetes; Tremellales; Cuniculitremaceae
Exons: 5
Coding region: 25-1008 (327 amino acids)
Biological process (GO): SRP-dependent cotranslational protein targeting to membrane
Cellular component (GO): signal recognition particle, endoplasmic reticulum targeting
Molecular function (GO): protein binding; 7S RNA binding; ribosome binding
Source: RefSeq, a predicted model, not a curated record